CACUAAUUCAGUUCACGCCUCUUAUCGGGACAAGCGUGUCCCACUAUUUCCGCGAAACACGCGUUACGAACAAACUUUUAUAAAAUUUUAAACUAAAUUAAAUAGUUUUUUAUUAUAUUUGAGUGAUAUGUCUGGAUUGUAAUCUUCGUGACGUUUUAUUUUAAAUAAACUAUAAUGGAAAGAAAAAGAGGAAUUCGUCCAUCUCUUUUGCGCGGUUUGAGUACCGACUCUCCUGACCCAGCGGGCUACGAACUCGACAGGAGCCGGCGUGCGUCACUCAGCGCUGAGCAACGACGACGCCUGAGCUUGCUCAGGACAUCGAGCAUCCCCACUUCGCUGACUCCGGUGAGCCACAUUUACCAUUUGGUACCCUGCCCAAGAAAAUGUUGCCAUCAGAAAUACGUUGUCAGUACAGAUCGCAGUGGUGAUAUUCAUGUCCACGUUCAGGGUGAUUUGAGCCAGCAGGACAAGAGAUGCGUCUUUUUAACUGUUCACGAUCUCGGCACCAACCAUACUUCCAUGGUGGAUUUCAUAAACCACCCGGCUAUGGCCGAGAUCAAGGAGCGGUCUUGUUUUAUACACGUUGAUGUUCCGGGCCACGAGGAGAACUCUCCUGAUCUACCUGAAUCCUACCCGUUUCCAUCGCUGCAAACUCUUGGCGAAGACCUCAUUACGGUGCUGGACUUCUUACACGUGAAAUAUGCCGUGGGGCUAGGGGAGGGCGCUGGUGCGAAUAUCCUCGCUCGAUGCGGACUGGCCCAUCCACGCCGUCUCCUCGGUCUGAUCCUUGUCAAUUGCACGGGAUCUACUUCAUCUGUUGCUGAUGCGUUUCGUACGAGGUUCUCUCGUUGGAGAGGAACUAAUUUCUCCCAGUCGGAGGAAGAUUUUCUCAUCUAUCAUAAGUUCGGACACGUGAGUUUUACGAACGAGAUCCUUGAUUAUAGCUAUCAGCAAAUCACGAGCGAUUCUACGGAGUCUGGGGAGCGAGAGCGCGAACGCAUGCUUUCGGAGUACCGCUCGCGUCUUCGCGGGAACUUGAACACGCACAACAUAAAGCAGUACGUGCGCGCUUUCAUCAAUCGCAAAGACCUAAUCCUUAAAGGCUGUCAACCGGACAUACUUCUGAUCACGGGCAUGUUAAGUCCAUACGCCACUGUGGUGGAGAAGAUGUACAAGGAACUCGACAAGGACAGGGUCACUAUACUCAAAGUGGAGCGAGCUGGUGAUGUUCUGUCUGAAGCUCCGGCGAAAGUAGCACAAUCGUUACUCCUGUUCUGUCAAGGUCAAAGUCAAUUGACGUCAUUACCUCCACCGGGAGUCGAACGGCGAAUGUCACGUGGGAUGUCAAUGGAGGAGUACGACAAGCCAAACAUAAGAAGGUUGUCUCUUACUCCGAGUCUCGCAGAAUCACCUCCGCUGAGGAAAUUGUAAGAUAUAGCUGGAUAAUUUAUAUCUAUAAAUAUGUUUUCAUUUAUUUUUCAUUGUAUUUUUUAUUACCUGUAAAUCAAAAUAUGAGGACCAUCUAAUUGUAAGCCAACAAAUAAUUACACUACGUAUAUAAUCUUGACCACCUAUGAUUAUAAAAUGGCUUUAUUUUUAAUGAAUAAUCAUUUUCUGAAAUAUUUAUACAUAUUGCGGUGAAUAAUAAACAAGUAUUUUGUCUUAUAUUGAUGUUAGUUGAAAUGACCCACCGUAUACUACGUGUAUUGUAAUGGGCGAAACUUUAUAGCACGGUAUUGCUAUUCUCUAAGAACAACUCGAAAUUCAACACCGCCGUGAAAAUUCCCAAAGCGAUAUUAUUUACAAGCUUCUAAGGACAUACGUAUCAAAAUUGCGUGUCAUAUCAUAUCAGUUCUUAGAAUAGCAAAUUCUAAAAGUUUUUAAUUUGAAAUAAAAUGAAAAUAUUUUCUAUAAAAUGUUCGUGAUUUAAUAUAAAAUAUGCAAUGCAUACGUAUAUUUAUUUGCAAUACAAUAACAGGUUAUUUUAUAUAUGAAUAUACGUAUUAAUUGCACAUUAUAUAAUAAGUAUGUAAUGAUUAAAAUUAUAUACCUAUUUAUUUUUCAAACGAUAUUAUUAAAUAUUUAGAAUAUUUUUGGAUUUUGAAAUUAUUCGAAAAUUAUAAUAUGCAAUAUACGGACUUUUUUUAAAGUACGUUUAAUAACUUAAAUAAACCCAAACAUAAGGAAAAUGUUAUUAAAAAAAAAAACAAACAAUUCAGCAAAUAAUGAGUUAUUUAAAUAUAUUUUUUCAUAUAAUAUGUUUUGUAAAUAAUAUAUUACUGUAUAUCAAUACCAUAUGCAUAUUUAAUUAGUAAAUUGUAACCAAAGUUCAAAUAUCAUAAUAUAAUCAAAUGAUAACUAUAAUAUGUAUCAAUAUUAUAAUAAGUUAUUAUAAGUAAAUCAGCAAAUAAGCUUUAACCAAACAGAUUUUGAAAUAUCAUUAAUAGAUUUUUAAAACGAAGUCAUAAAACGUAACUUUAAAAAUAUUAUUAUUUAAAAAUAUUUAAUGAAUAUAUUUAUUCUAUGAACAAUUUCUCUCGUCUGUGUAAUGGAGGAUGAAGUACUUUUCGUGUUUUUUUUUUGUUUUGUUAGCAGAAAUCCAUAAUAAUAAGCUAUUUAAUGGGAAUAUUCUAAAUCUGAAGUUACUUUAAACUUAGGUGGCCAACGUGGUGAUUUUGUAACUGCGAACAAAUAUAAUUUUUUUUGUGAUAUUUGUACAUACAUCUGUAACGGAUCUUGUAAUUAUUCUCAAAUUCGAUCUUCGAGGUCACUUGGAAGAUAUCUCUAGUACGAGAUUAGUAUUUCUUUAUUUACUUACAACAUUUCAUUUUAUGUAAACAUAUUUUCACCAGCUUUUCUCCUAACCAAUUGUACAUUGGUGCCAAGGAUUAUACGCAGACGGAUAUAUGUACAUCGCUGUGUAGAACACAACUGUGAAUGUGUGUAUGUGUGUUGUAUAGAUAUUUUUGUUCCGACUUUUAGACAUCGUUAGAUUUGAAACGUAAUGAGAUUUGUUAAGUUACCGUUUUAUUGUUUUUUGUUAACGAACGAGUUCUAAGUCAAAGUAAACUAAAUUAUUUAUCUCUUUCGUAUAUAUUAAAAAUGUUUAUGUAUGUAUAAUAAGAGUGUAUGUUUAUAAUAUAAAUAUGUACUAGAAGCAAAAUUUGAGAGAAAUUUUCAUUUUAUAUUAUUUAAUUAUUUUUAAAAAUAUGGUGUUUUUUAAAUGUACAUUUCUUAAAAUUUUCUGGUACACCUAAC
This is a messenger RNA of Vanessa tameamea, 3258 nucleotides long. RefSeq lists its product as uncharacterized. Bases 175 to 1431 code for a protein of 418 amino acids. Lineage: Eukaryota; Metazoa; Arthropoda; Insecta; Lepidoptera; Nymphalidae. Gene Ontology annotation, cellular component: cytoplasm. The transcript is spliced from 9 exons. Gene Ontology annotation, biological process: signal transduction. The record is from RefSeq and is a predicted model, not a curated record.